Messenger RNA from Linum trigynum, 3746 nucleotides. NCBI's taxonomy places the organism in Eukaryota, Viridiplantae, Streptophyta, Magnoliopsida, Malpighiales, Linaceae. The record is from the annotation of a GenBank genome assembly.
UAUAGCGGUUAACCGGUGAACGCUAAACCACUAACUUUUCCGAUUCAACCUCCGGUCCGGUUCCGAAAACAGAGAAAAAAACAAAGCAUGAUAGUCCACCAUAUGAGCCACCCUGUUACCUAAACGACCAACAAAACGAAACAAAACUCCUGACAUCCGAGUAAUCAUUUCACCAAUUUCCAAGAGAAUGUUCUUGCUCUCCCGUCCGAGAAUUUACGAUCCGUACACUUAUCAAAUAAGAGAUUUUGCGUCACCCCCAAUUGAUCCCAAUUCAAAACCAUGGUGAACGCAAAAUGAAAGACAAUCCCCUUAAUGCCAAAGUUUUCAACGUGAAAGGAUCCGAAAUCCCCCACAUAUAUUCCUUGCCUGAGCCGCCGAUGACAUUCAAACUCUCAUCCACAAGAACGAAUGCAGCUGAUCCAUGUUGCACCAUCAAAAAACCCUGUCUUUCCACCCACCACAAGCGAAACACUCGAUCUAGUAGCCGGAGUAGGGCCAAAAGCAGCAGAAACUGGAUCAGAAGGAAGCGCUGAAGGAUGAGUAGUCUGAAGAAGAGUUUGUUCGAUGCGUUCUUUCUCCAACAUUUUGGAUGGGUCUCGGCCGGGCAUGGAGGCUUUCGUGGGAUAUUAGGCCGGGCUCGAAGAAGGAGCUUAUUGGGAUGCCAUAGCCGAGGUCAGAGGACAGGGUAAUAGACAGAGGAGCUCUAAUCGACGAAGCCAGGGGAGUAAACGAUAUCUGGGAAACCUAAACCAGGUUGGAGAAGGAUUGCGUUACCCAGAUAAAGGAAUAAUUAGGAUUUUCAGAUCUCUUUCCGCUCCGGGCUUCUCCUUAUAAUCCUGGUUUCCGCCUACCACCGAAGCCUUUCUCCUCCGUCGCCGGCGUAUAUUCCUUCAUUCCUACGCCAUGGCAACCGAGAACUGCAUUUCGGAUCGGGAUCUCCCGGCAACCGAUCUCCCUCGCUGUUCCGGGAAACGACAACGAACCAGUUCAGAAGCAGAUCUUCCUUCCACGACGAUCAGCAAACUCGGAACCGAUCUCCUAGUAGAGAUUCUGAUCCGCCUCCCCAACCCAAGAUCCGCCUGCCAGUGUAAAAUCGUCUGCAAGCAGUGGGGCUCCCUGAUCUGCAGUCCUCGCUUCAACCGCCGUUUCGUAUCUCACCACCAGACUAUGAAUCUGGACCAAGCAACUAUGCCGGUGGAUCCGUACGAGCUGCUAUCGGUAAUCCUGAGCUUUCUCCCUCCCAUGCCAUGCAGUGUUCGAGACUCCCUUAGAGUUUUGGAUUGCAACAAGGACUUGGUUUUAUGCGGGUUUUGGGAUACAGACUGCGACGAUGGGGAACGGGGAAGAUCGUACUUGGUCUGCAAUCCUUUUACGAAGCAGUGGAUCGCUCUUCCUUUAGCGCCCAAGAAGAAUACGGGUUAUGUAUCACCGGCCGCAAGGUUAGUUUGCGAACCCCGUAUUUCUAAUAAGCUUGAUCUAGGAGAUGAUCAAGCAUUUGUUUAUUCUGAGUAUCGAUUCCGGGUGGUGUGUAUUUAUCAAGUCGCUCGACCAAGAGUUGCUAUAAAGCUGGAUGUCUUUUGUUCGGAAUCUGGAGAAUGGACCAAGGAAGCUCUUGUCUGUGAUGGUCAUAUUAAAGUUGAAUUGAAAAGUACAAUUUCGUGCAAUAGGGAGCUAUUUUGGAGGUAUUAUGACCUCUACAGUCUCACAAGGUAUCAUGAGAUACUUAAUAAUUUGGUGGCUGUGUUUAACCCUUUCCGCCUUGAUAUGCAUCCCACAUCCAUUGAUGUUUCCCGAUUUCUUGUGAAUCCGUAUUACUGGUUUGUUUCCGCCUCACAAGGCGUGCUUCAUGUAAUUCUACAAGAAAAUGAGACUAUACCUUAUCGUUUAAGCGUUUGGAGGCUGGAUAAAGACCGUAAAUCUUUGAUUAAACAAUGCGAAGGGUGGGUGAACGAGACAACAAAGUGUGGUAACUAUGAAGUUAUAAACGGGUGUCACAGACCCUUACUCCAUCCACAUAAUCCGGAAGUCAUCUUCUUCAAUCCAGGCUAUUCUAAUGCAAAGAAUGCUUUAUUCUGCUGCGAUUUGAGAAGGGGAGAGCUAGAGUUCUUAGCUAAAGUAGAAGGACGGCCAGAUGUCUUUCGCCUUCAGGUGUUCCAGCCAAGGGUUUCUUGCUGGGCUACUCCAAUUCCAAGGUAUGCGGAGUUGCGAGGCAUGUAUGAUGGAACACACAGCUUUUGGGUCCAGACUCAGAGCAGCAGGGAAGCAAGAACUCCCUCCCUGCCUUCAUCCCUCAAUAUUUGCAAGGACGAAGCUACGAAAUCCGCCCUUUACAAGGACUGUAUGGAACAUGGCAUUGAAGAGGCAACUGAAAUCAUUCAGCAUAAGGAGAACGGAAUCAGGGAGACUGUUUUAAGAGGAAGGCAGCAGCCUCAUUUUCCACAAGACAAGGAAUCGGAUGUACUAGAGGCGGAUUUGAAAGAUGUUGGAGCGAAUAUUGCCGCUAUUAGCAAACCGAAAGAACUGAAGCACAGCCUUUUGUGUGAAACGUCGGCAGAGCGUCCUUCUCCUCAAGCCCCUAUUACAAGUGUCUUCAAGCGAUGGAUACCUCCUCAUCUACGCGCAGUGAUGUUGAUGAUCGAGAAAGGGGAAAAAUAUGAGCUUGAACUUUUGGAAAAUAACUGAAUGAUCUUUGAGGCUGUUUGGUUGAUGGGGAUCACGCCAUCGCAGUCGCUGAGGCUGCAGCGGAAGCUCUGUUGCAGCAGCUGCUCAGGCCGGCCGCAGCUAAAGUCUUGCAACUCGCUCAUUCAAUCCCUCUACACCGUGGGCUGAUUGAUGUCUUGAGUGUUUUGUAUUAACUUAUUUUCGUUUUUUUAUAUAUUGCAUGCUACUGAGUGAUUUGUAGUAACUUAUGUGCGCAAGAAUUACUGUUUGGAUGGAUGUAUUUAUAACUAUUCUUGAGCCGGGUGUAUUUUUCAUAAGUUAAGCCACUAGGACAGACUCAUCUAAUAUAUAGGGGCGGCGGAGGUUGCCGUGGGCGGGAAGAAACACGGGGAUGUAAUUACGAUAGUGAUUAUGAUUAGUGAGGGGAUUAGUGAUGGUGGAGGUGGUUUAGUGGUUGUGAUCAUGGUGGAGAUGAUUGGUAAGGAGAGGGGUUUUUGUUUAUGGUGAGGUGUGGUGGAGGAGAUGGUGAGGAGACCUGAAACUUUGGGGGAAGGAGAAGAGAGACGACAAAGAUGGGAAUAUGGGAGGGAUUGUUGCGGAGGAGUAGAGGAAGCUUUUGGCAAUGGCGACUCUUUUUGUGUGGUUUGUUGGAGGGGAUAUGGGGUUUUUUUCUAUAAUUAUUGCUUUGUUAAAAAGAAUUAUCCAAAAUACGGUAUCCUCAAAAAUAAUUUCAAGGGAAAAAUUUGGCAGCAACCUGGGUUGCAGCCCGUAGCUGCUGCUAUGCCACACGGCGCCCUGUCUACUACAUAACCAAACAACGAAAUCAAACCCAGACAAAGAUUUGGGCUACAAAAACAGAGCAUGACAGCCCACCAUAUGAGCCACCAUGUUACCUAAACGACCAACAAAACGAAACAAGACUCCUGGCAUCCGAGUAAUCAUUUCACCAAUUUCCAAGAGAAUGUUCUUGCUCUCCCGUCCGAGAAUUUACGAUCCGUACACUUAUCAAUAAGAGAUUUUGCGUCACCCCCAAUUGAUCCCAAUUCAAAACCAUGGUGAACGCAAAAUGAAAGACAAUCCCUUAA